Messenger RNA from Salmo salar (Atlantic salmon), 13110 nucleotides. The record is from RefSeq and is a predicted model, not a curated record. Lineage: Eukaryota; Metazoa; Chordata; Actinopteri; Salmoniformes; Salmonidae.
UCACCCCUGCACUUUUUUGGACAAGCCCAACUUGAAACUGUGUGUGUGUGUGUGAGAGAAUGGAUUAUUGGUCCAGAGAGAGAGGAAUAAGAGCCUCACCCAGUGUUCCCUUGACAACCCAUUCUCCCUACCCAAUCAGUAGAAUCACUGUAGACCCCCUCCCUUCCCAAGCCCUCUGCUUCCUGUGCCAUUUCCUGUGUGAUAGCUCUUAGCUGGAUGAAUAGGGUUAUAUUUUCAUUAUUCAUUAUUAUAUUUGACUUUAAUCGUAGCUCUUAACUCUGAAUGUGCGUCUGUCUUUUUAAGCCCGUUUUCAGUCAUCCAGGCACUAGUUCACCAGAUUGUUAGAGUGGAGUGGAUAAGGCACUGUUACCAGUCUAUAGUUUAAAUACCUUCCAAUCACUCUGUUAAAAGGGCAGUGUACAGUAAAAUGUCAUUUGUGUAUGUCCUCUAGGGAAGCGUGAGGUCCCUGAGUUUAGUAGUGGAAGAUUACUAAUACCUGUUUGCCUCCCUUGCCCUCGGUGCUAAAUUACACCGUGGCUAUUUAGCAAUAAAGGCCAUUUGUACAAACCUCCUCUAGCCCCCUCUACAAACAUCUCAUCACACACACACAGACAAACUCUUCUUAUAUAUUUACACACACACACACUCUCCCAUAGUUAAUUUUAGCUUGCUAGCACCCUAGCCACUGAAGCACUAUCAUGAGAUGGACAUACUCACAAGGGGUCCUGUUGAUGAAUAAAAUCAUAUCUAACACUCUCUGGGCUAACAAGAUUAGAAUUGUAGCACACAAUUGCAUACUCGCAUACAUGUUCACAACACACACACACUGGGGGGGGGGGACAGGCGAAUCAGAUGUGGUCUGAUUGUUCUGCUCUGACCUGAUUUGGAAAGGGAGUCGGAGCCUUAUCCACUCCACAUCAAGAGAAGAGAAUUGAAAAGGUGUAGGUUUGGAGAUGGAAGUGUAUGUUUAGUACUUGUGUUUGUGUACUCUGUGUGUGUGUGUAUAUAGGACAGUUGUCUCAGAACAUUACAGUAUUGUACACAACUUGGGGUGUUCGACAUUUCUCUCCUGCAGCGAAUUGGCCCCUAUUAGCUAAGCAGCAAUGACCCGGUUUGUAUUUGCACGCUCUGCUUUCCUACUCCCAUCUUUUAGGGUUUCCUUGUAACGCUUCUCUUACUGUCUCUCUGUCACUCUAUCUUCACAUCGCUCUACGUCUUUCUGCUCUCUCAAUCAAUCUUCUCUCUGUUCUUUUCAUGCAUCUAUGUUCAAACAAUUCUUUCUCUCUCUACUACACAGUGAUUCGGUGUACAGUACCCUCUGUCAUUCUGUGCUGGCAUGGUGCUUGUGCAACUGGGACUGCAUUUUUCGCUGACGAGGCACAUGGAUAAUAUCGCAGGCAGCUCUUUUCUCUCGCUCCCCCUUCCAUCUCUUUCUCUCCGUGUCUCUCUCGCUCUCUGAAGCAGGCCUGAACUCCACUCUUGUCUCCACAACGUCUAUCCCCUCUCCUCCUCAGGGCAUAGUGGAUGUCCCCUGACUCCAACUAUUGAUCUGAUUCUGAGCAUCUCAAGGCACAGCAGAACAGUAUCUUAGCCCAGCUGCAUUGAGAGUUCCAGCUGCAUUGAUAAAUAAAGCUUUAUUUACAAGUAGGUACGAGGAGGGUUUUUAGGCUUUUGUUUGAAAGUAUAUACAGCCAGUCUACAUGGAAACGCCACACACCCACACAACUAUACCGCUAGACGUUGAGAGCUAGCCUUAAGCAUGUAGCUGUAACAAAGCCAAAUUAUUCAGCCAGGCACUCUGGUGUAAAUAAUCCUGUGUCUGUUCUGUUGUGAGGCACAUAGACAGCAGCAGUAACAACAGCGGUAACAGCAAGGUCAGUCUGUCCUUCUCCUAGCUCUGCUGUUAUCCUGCUGCUCUGAAAGCGUUACUAAGCCAAGCUAAAAAAGGCUUCCUUUAUGAAAUGUGAGGGAGAAAGUCCUGUCUGGCCCUGACCAUUUCUCCAUAGGCCUUCAUAUGACUCAUAUAUAGACCCUGUUGGGUUGUCAUGGUGGGCGGAUUGACCAAACCAAGCUGAGCCACGUAGCACCAACCCACUCACUGGCUCAGGAGCUCACUGUGGGAGGGCGGUGGAGAGGAGUGGAGAGGAGAGCAGGAGAGGUGGCCUGCCUACCUGGGUAAAGUUGCUCCUGCGCUAUUGUCUAUGGAGGGGCGCUGAGAGCCGGGCUGCAGCACGACAGCUCCUGACACACGUGGAGAGAGAGGGAGGACUGUCACUUCAACCACAGACGCAUGCGCUCACAUAAUGCGUAUUACACACACACACACCAAACCUUUAAUUUCAGUGAAAUUGCAGUUGAUCAGCUUUGAAAUUUCACAGUUCCACUUAGGUUUGUCUGAUUUUUAAAAGGCUGUAACACACUCACCAACAUCAGCCCCCCCAUUCUCCUCCUACUCCAGCAGCAGUGUCAUGGGUGACGGGGGCCAGUGACAGUCGUCAGCGUGUCUCACGUCACGGAGCUGGCUGUGUGUGCAGCGCCCGCGCCUCUCUGCGUCCCUCCCCUGCCACUCGUGUGUGUUCUGAUCUGUAGGCAGCUAGAGGUCUGUGGUACUUUACUGGGAUCUGUUUUCUCUCUCUGUCUUUCCCCUCUGUUCUCUCGCUCUUUCUCUAACAUUGUUUUUUUGCAUUGCAUGUGUUAACUGGGUAUCAUUCGGUACUAGCUCUCUUACUCUGUCCUAAUCACAACACCUUUUCCCCUCCCCUCCCCCAUUUCUCCAAUGUCCCCUACCCCUGUUCCCUCCUCCAAAUCUCUGGCCCUGAGAGAGAGAUGCAGUGGGCAGCCUCAGACACACACAAACACACAAGAGCAAACUCUAUUUGAAAAACACCUGUUCACAAACUGUUCUGGCCUCAAACUUGAGAGAGAAGAUUGAUUUCACACCGUGCCAUUUCACAUGAUGCCUUCCGGCCUUUUACCUUUGGCUACUGAAACACUGCACCAAGCCAGGGUCAGCUACAUCACAGCACCACUGACAACAAUAUUCAGAGUCAAACCUCAGUCAGAUUAGAAGGAAACGUACAUGCCCAGGGAUUUAUGACAGGUCAAAGGUCAUACAUCACCCUCUCAUGGUGCAGUACGACUGCAGUAACACACUGACCCCAGCCCACCCUCAGUAUGUUAUCACGGGUGCUAACAGCCAUUUGGUGUCUCUGUUCUGGGUCCAGGUGCUGACAUCAUCAACAUGAGGUGGGUCUGACAGACUGUGACGGUGUACCGACUGCUUAAAGGCCAUGUUGUUGUUCACAUCCAUGUAUCAACAGAGCUCUAGGUGUCUUUGAAAUGAUCAACCUUGUAUAGGUGUUUUUUCACUGCCACCCACACGCGCAACAACAUUGCUUGCUCGCUCGCCCCCACACACACACACACACACACACACACACACACACACACACAGAGAGCCUAGAGGAACACACACUUAUACGCACAGACUACUGUGCUGUUUCUCAGGCACCAGCUGUGUCUUUCCUCUGCUCCAUGCUGUGUUAGUGUUACACUCCCACCUCCCAGCAUUCAUUUGGGAAAAUGUACCCCUGGAAGAUUACCAAGGGAAAGGUCAACUGCCAUCAGUCACUCGUCCCCUUUCCAACCCUGACCCCGCCUCGGGCUCCAUCUCUAUCUAUUUAGCACCAGCUCCAACACUGCAGGAGGCAGACUGGCGAGGUCAGUUAGAUGUUUUUAAGGUCAUUGAUGGUCAUGGAUCCAGUGAUCCUGACCAAGUCUGUCCACCGGUUAAGUCACAACUCCUCAAGGUCAACUGAACAGACCCAAGGUUAGGUAACAACUGCUCUCCAAUAUGGUGGUGCUAAGAGGGCAGGGCCUUGGUUGGAAGGUGUCUGUUCUAUUUGGCCCUUGAGGCCCAUGCAGGGACCGUUGUUUCCAUUUAGUCACACCAAUCUGAGCCUCAGCAGGGAGGAAUGUGAGCAUGCAAGGCAGACAGACAGAGCACCAAGGACAGCGGAGCUGGAAAUAGAGCUUUACAAGGAAGAGGAGAGCUGCCCCCCUGCUCUGUUCAACAGACCCAGCUCCACAAGACACACAUUCCACAGGGGGACGAGAGCGGGUGACGCCUGGCUGCCACCCUCUGUUUUCUACUGUCACAUAGUUACUCACACAGAGAUAAUCAUAUUAAAUAUGACCCAAGUUUUGGUUGAUAUUUUUUCUGACAUUAUUCUCUGGUUAAGUGGAUUAGCGUGCUGUCUGUUCUGUGGGUUAAGGCCUCAGACAGUGAUGGUGCAGUAAUCCCUAUUAAAAACCUGCCAUAUAAUGCAAGGGGCUUCUGAACCCCAGUGUGAGGCUCGCACACAGCCAGCGUCUACUACACACACACACACACACACACACACACACAGAGAGAGAAUUACACCGUCAGCAUCACUAGGUUUGAAGACGCACACAGGUUCCUGGUAUGGUGCCCCCUGUAUACCUCAUCCUUCCUUUACCCCUAUUUAUUUGGUUUUGCCCUCCCUCAACCUCCCAUGCACUGUGUCAAUGACCGCACAAUGCACAUUACCCUCCCUACCAACACUCUCGGUGUGGAUUUCUCUUGUUUGGAUAACAUUUUCUUUUUAUUUCUCCUAUAUUAACAGUAAUCAUUAAAUCAGUGAGUUUAUUGACAUGCCUAGUUACCACAUUUCUGUUUUGUGUACAGUGUUUUAUAACAUUUUUAGGGCAAAAUAAAGAUUUUAGCUCUUUAAAAAAAAAAGCUAUGAAACAAAUUGCAGUUGAAAGCGUUAGUGACUGGCCGGUUUCUUACAUUGUGUCACGUGUGACUGUUCUUUUGACAGCCCAGUAUUUUAAAGCCAGGUUCGUAUGGAAAUGCCUUCACUCCACUUGCACUGCUGUUGGAACUCGCCGUCGUUGCUUUUCAUCGUCCGUCUGUCUGUUUUCUUCUUCAUUUAGUGCGUUCAUUCAUCUGUUGUUCAGCACACAGCCUGCGUCUCAUCUCCGCCCUCACACUCUGCUCAGUCCAUUCUGAUUGGCUCAUCGAUCAGUCUCAGCCAUUUUGGACUGAAGUUUCUCCCCCUCACCAGCCUCACCUGGUCGUCCUCAUUCUAAUUUACAGACACAGCUAGAGUUAUUUUGGGGGAGGGUUACAGACUAUUGGCUUGCAUUUGAUUUCCCCCACCACCACCAACCUACAUAACCCUUGAGAGCCAGUUUCUGUGUGGGUUGUUGCAGGCAGCUACAGCACCAUCCUACUGCGGUGAGAACUAAAAGCAUCCCCAGUAUGUCUUUGUCAAUGGGAGCAGGGAGGAGCCCACUGCAGUGCAGAGAGACGAGGCUGCAGAGGAUCAUGGGAAUUGUAGUCCUCCAGCCCCUCUUUUAUUUAUAUCUGCUCUGACUUGAUGUGUCUAGCAACCAGCAUGAACAUGUUUAUAUGGUGACACCAUGCUAGGUGAUGUAUAUCCCCGGUUAUUAGAAGUACACAUGCGAUCCCUCUCCUCAGCAUAUGAGGCCCAGUGUGGAUUCUUCUGUGCUUGGAGCGGAAGAUCUGACUGGCACACAGAUACAGCUCAUAUAUCCCCCAUUCCCAGGCUCUGCUCUAGUGGGUGUUCCUGUCUGGAAUUAGACGAGGAGAAAAACACAACCAAACAGAGCUAGGAAGUGGUGCAGUUCAACUUUUCCCUGGGGUAAGGUAGGAAAACAAAUAUUUGGGUAUUUUAUCAGCAAGGCUCUACAACAAGUACUGUAUAUGAGGGAGAUUGUCUGUGGCUUUGGAGGGGAGUUUCCAUUUCAACAAUAUUUUAUGUGACUCGCUUAAAACAAACCAAUUAGGUAAUGGUAUUUUAGUUAACGAUAAGCAAGCGGGGAGCGUUUACUUAGUUAUACAGAUGGGGGGGGGUACUAGUUUGAGUAGAAAUACCACAGGGACUCGAUAAAAUUUGGUCAAAUCCAUCUCUUGGACAAAGGCAGAUGGGCGGAGAUGCAGCAUGUUCUGUGUGUGACAACCACUACCCCUUCCACAUGCACUAACCCAUACUGCCCCACCACCACUCUUACAGCUCCAUCCACUUCCACGGCCCUCUGUCUGUCAAGACAAUCUACUAUGACCCUGUCCAACCAUCACCUCUGUGCUUGAGCCCAUCUCAGACUAACACCAUUGGUCCGUUGGCCUUCUGUUGACCCUGCCCUUCUGUAUAUGCAUCAUCAUAUACAGUCCAGUACUAACACCGUCUCUUUUUGUUCAACUCUUCAACAAAAAGCUGCAUGCUGUUUUACUGUUUGGUUUCAAUCCCUCCCACUUGGUUUUCUGUUUGUGACAUUUGACAUCUACUCUCUUUGUGAUUAUAAAUAUCCUUUUUUUGGGUUGGUUUGUAUGUUUUUGGUAGAUUGCAGCACCCUGGUGAAUGGUAGUAGAAAAGCUUGGAAUAGUUAUAAUCACAACUGAAACACAACCUUUAUUUUUAAUUUUUUUACAAAUCUCAUUGUUUCUGUUUUCUUUGUGCUUGAUGAUGUACUGUAGUUUGUAGUGGUGCGACAGUCUUGCUUUUCACUUUGUUUUACUGCUGACCCAUAGCGUUAUAACAGUCUCAGUCACUCACCUGAAGUCUUCCUCUCUCCUACACAGUCAUACACACUCUCAACCCUGGGCCUUGUAAUGGUAACCCAAGGCCCUCUUAGCACUUUCUCUCUCUCUCUCUCUCUCUCUCUCUCUCUCUCUCUCUCUCUCUCUCUCUCUCUCUUCCCCCUCUCGCUGUAUUUCUCUCGUGACAGCUGCAUAGUUUUCGUGCCGCUCCCCUCUGUCUUGGUUAUGGAAUCACAACAAGCUUGGAGUUUCUGGUCCUCUUUCUGUUAACGCAAGAUUUCCAUACCUCGUUUUUGUUCCAUUUGUCUGUGUAUGAUAGAUCUCGCUCUAUAGCGGUUCAUAUAUGUAUAAGCGUGUGAUACAUAUAUUACCGUCUCCUUUCUCCUCUUCCUCCUUCCCCUCGUACCUCCCAGACAGCUGAUAUUAUCUGUAUUACAACAACGAGUAGAACAUGGGACGCUUCAUCCCCAGUUUGUAAGCUUUAGAGGUUUUAAUCAGUUCCUGUAAGGGUAGGCUCCUUCUCUACCCCUCAGUGUGGCCAUGAGGAUGUUAGUACAGAGAUUACACACUCCCUCCCUCCUUCCCUCCCUCCUCACCUCCCCCUGUGCUGGAAGUCACUGGUGUCACAUGGUGUAGGAGGUGGUGAUGAUUUGAUAGUAGUCCUGUAUGUGUUUGUGACCCGUGCCCACGGGGAAAGCGUUUCUUAUUAUUGGAAUGUUUUUGGUCUUUUUCUCCUCUGUUCUGUCUGCCAGGAUAACAUUGGGCACCGGCUGCUUCAGAAACAUGGCUGGAAGCUGGGACAAGGACUGGGCAAAACCAUGCAGGCGAUUUGAUCCUGCCCAUGUUGUGCUGAUGGUAAACUUAGUGGACGCACCGACCCUGUGCCCAUCAUCCUCAAAUAUGAUGUCAUGGGGAUGGGACGCAUGGAGAUGGAGUUGGACGUUGCCGAAGAUGCUACAGAGAAGAGGAAAGUGCUGGAGGUGGAGAAGGAAGUCACAGAGGAAUUACAGCAGAAAUACAAGGACCAGGUGGAAAAGGAGAAGGCCAUCGCUAAAGCCCUGGAAGACCUGAGGGCCAACUUUUACUGUGAGCUGUGUGAGAAACAGUACCAGAAGCACCAAGAGUUUGACAACCACAUCAACUCGUACGACCACGCUCAUAAGCAGAGGCUUAAGGAGCUGAAGCAGAGGGAGUUUGCGAGAAACGUGUCAUCACGCUCCCGGAAGGGUGGGAAGAAGCAGGAGAAGCUGCUACGCAGGCUACAUGAGCUGGCUGAGCAGAGGAAACAGCAGAACCGUACCCCGGGAAGUGGUCCCAUGUUCAAACCCACCACCGUCGCAGUAGACGGGGAGAAGGGUGAAGAGGGGAGUGCUGUAACCCCCGAGUAUGUUCCCCCUGCAGACACUGCCAUGGAGGGCUUGUCAGGGGAGGAGAAGAGCAGUGGGGGUCAGGCCUCCCCCAAACCAGCCCCCACCGUCAGCUUCUCCUUGGGGAAGAGGAGCUCAUCCCCGGCCGGGGCCUCCAAGGUCAGCGUGUCCUUCUCCUUCGCCAAGAAACCCCCGGUGAAGCUGGAGACGGUCGCAGCAGUGUUCGCUAAACUCCAUCAGGAUGACGAGGAGGAGGAGGGGGGACAGGAGGAGGGAGGGGAGAAGGCCACGGGACAGGAGGCGACAUCAGGCUGCAGCACCGAGAGCCCCAAGGGAGGAGGGAAUGGAACAGCAGGGCCAGAGGAGGAGGAGGAGGAGCAGCAGGAGGAGCAACUACAUCAAGAACAACCAGAGCAGGAGGAAGAGGAUGAUGGCGCCUCCCUAGCCUCCACUCUCAACAAGCUGAAGAUGAUGAUGAAGAAGGAGGAAGGCUGGGCCGGCCAGGAGCCGGAGUACUACCACUACAUCCCACCAACCCACUGCAGAGUCAAACCCCGCUUCCAGUUCCUGGUGUUCAUGAAGGCCACAGACCAGUGUGAGAUCAGGGAGCAAGAAGAAGAUGAAGAAGAGGUGGAAGAGAAGGUGGUAGCAGAGGUUUCUGAGCAGAAACAGCCUAAAGUUACUGAGUGCAAAUCAGAGGAGCCAGAGAAGACUCCUGCAGCUCCAGUCACAGAGCCCACUCCUACAUCACCUAAACUGAAGACUGAAGAGGCCUCUGCCAGCUUAACAGACCCCCCUCCCACAACGGCCACCACUGUAGUACCAGACAACAAGCAGGAGGCCCCACUCCCAGUCCCAGAGCCCAACUUGGGCCCCAAAAUCCCCACCGGCCCCUUCUUCCUGGUCCUGAGCAAAGACGAGAGCACCACUCUGCAGUGGCCCUCGGAGCUGCUGGAUUUUACCAAGGCUCAGCCCGCCCUCUCUUACAGCUGCAACCCCCUGUACUUCGACUUCAAACUAUCCCGCAACAAAGGGGGCCGUGCUGGACGAGUAGCAAAGUCCUCCAAGCCCGCUGGUGAAGGAGCUGAGAAAAAAAACAAUCCUGAGGCAGCUGCUGCAGUCAAUGAGGGGAAUGCUGCUGCUGCCACCACCACCCCUGGGCCCAGCACUGACAACACUGAUAAGGAGCAGCCCUCCUUAAAAAUAGAGGGUUCCCAAGGGGAGACUGAGGAGCAAAAGCUACAGAGUAGCACAAGCGGAGCCAAGAAGAAGAAAAAGAAGAAGAAGAAGAAGAAGCAUAAGAAAUCUGGCAAAGGCUCCAAGCGCAAAGAAAAAGAGAAGGGAGCCGUAGUGGACGGGGACGCGGAAACUGCGAUCCUAGGAGAGAAAACCAAAAAGAAGAAAAAACACAAACGAAAGAAGAGCAAAAACAAAGGUGAGGAGGGGGAAGAGGGAGGUGGUGGUGAUAAGGAAAAGCCUAAAGAGGAAAAGGCAGCAGCCGCAACAGUUUCUAGUGCUCCCCCAGCACCAGCAGGAACAGGAACCGAACCUGGGAAGAGGAAACGACCAGCCAAAGAAGCACUUCAGAAGUCCGGGGCAGAGGAAGGUGGGGCAGGGAAAGGCUCUGACGAGGCCAAGCCCUCUGACGAGCACAACGGCACCAAGCGUCUGAAGACAGACCCCAGCGCCCCACCCAGCGCUUCCUGCUCCUCCUCGGCCCAGAAGAGCCCAGGGCCAGGCAGACCACCCAGCAGUGAGAGUGAGGAGGAAGGAGGCGGAGGCUCGGCUUCCCGAUCCAGCCGCCGCAGGUCCACGCCCCGGGAGGGGCGCCGGCACCAGAGCGAGGACUCCGGCCGCUCCCGAAGUCGCUCGUCGCGUCGGGGAGACGGGCGAGGGAGCAGCCGGCGGCGGCACCGCGGCCAGGCCUCCCGUAGCCAGUCAGACUCCAGCAGCUCGGAGCGCUCCUCAAGCGCCUACAGCCGGCGCAGCCGCAGCUACUCAGACAGUUACAGUGACGACAGUGACGGGGGGCGCCACCGGAGACACUCUAAACGCUCCUCUGACUCCGAGUACGAUCGACGCGGAAGCGGCGGGCGGCGGCGCUCCAGAAGACGUCACUACUCGUCCUCGUCCUCGGAGGACUCUCGCUCCCGCUCACGCAGCCACAGCCGCAGGAAGAGGCACCAGCGGCGGCACCGGAGCAGCUCUCGGAGCUCUAGCAGCAGGAGCCGCAGCAGCAGCGCCAGGUCGUGGAGACGCAGCUACAGCCGCAGCCACAGCUCAGCCAGCCGCUCCUCCAGCUCCACCAAGGGCUCCCCUCACCGGGGUCGUGGAGGCCGGGGGGGCCACAGGGGCCGGGCAGACAGCGCCACACGGCGCCGAGACUUCAACCGCUCCUGCAUCUACCGCUCCCAGUCCCCCCGCUCUGCCUCAUCACGAGCCCCAAACCGCAACAGCAGCUCCCAGAGCCAGAGGGCAGGGGGGUCCCGGGGAGAAGGAGGGGGAGACCAGAGGAACUCUUCCUCACACUUCACCGCCCGCCAGCUUCUGGAUAAGAUCCAGUCCAGGAAGGGAUCUGAUGUCCCAACCACAGGGACCAAGUCUGGCGCCAAGAUCAAGGACCCACCAUCGGGCUACUUUGGGCCCAAACUGCCUCCAGCUCUGGGCAAUAAGUCCAUGCUGCCCCUGUUCGGUAAGCUGCAGGCAGGGAAGAAAUUCCCUGCGAUCCCCCUGACCCGGCCUGAUGGUGGAGAGAAGUCAUCAGCAGGGAAAGGUUCAGAUGCCGGGGGAGAGGUCAUCCUGAUGGAGCCCAUCCGGGAGUUCCCCCCACCGCCUCCCCCUCAACCAGCUCAUAAGAAGGUGCAGGAGACGGUAGUAGUAGUUCAGGAGGCCCGCCACCUCACCCUGGACGCACGGGUACUUCAUGAGCCCCGGCCGCUGUUCGAUCAGGAGCCCUCCAUGCUGAUGCCCCCAUACCAGGGCGAGCCGGGACAGGACCCCUCCCAGAACCCCAUGAUGGAGCCCCUCAUGCCUGACAUGCAGCAGCAGCCACCCCCCAUGCACGCCUACCCCAACUACCCCCCGCCCAGCCUGGAGGAGGAGGACAUGGGCAUGGAGGCAGAGGAGGACGGUCUGGCCCCGCUGGAGAGCCAGCCCAUCACCUUCACCCCAGAGGAGAUGGAGAAGUACGGCAAGCUGCAGCAGGCCGCCCAGCAGCACAUCCAGCAGCAGCUCCUGGCCAAGCACAUCAAGACCUUCCCCUCAGCCGCAGCAGCACAGGCUGCAGCAAACAUGGCAGCAGCAGCUAACCAUCUGCAGCCGGCACCCCCUCCCCCCCAGCAGCAGAUGGUCCAGAUCCACCAGCCUGCCGUGUCUGCAGCCUCGGCUACCUCCAUCACCACAGUACAACACCUCAUCCAGCAGCACCAUGCUGCUCAGGCUGCAGCCAUGGGCAUUCACCCACACGGCCCCCACCCGCACCACCAGUUAGCCCAGGUCCACCACAUCCCCCAGCACCACCUCACCCCCAUCUCCCUGUCUCACCUGGGACACUCUCUAGGCCACACUCUGGGACACCAGUUGGGAGUGGGACACGCUGGACUGAUCCCUGCCCACCACACGGCCUUCCUCUCUGGCCAGCCCAUACACAUUAUCCCAGCCUCAGCACUUCAUCACCAUAGCCCCUUAGCACUCCACCACAUACCACACUCAUCCCUCUACCCAACGCUGUUCGCCCCCCGGCACUCUAACGCCGCUGCGGCAGCCGCACUGCAGCUCCACCCCUUCCUGCACCCCAUCUUCUCAGGGCAGGACCUCCAGCACCCCCCUAACCACGGCUCCUGAGAAAGACCUUCACGAGCCAUGUGUCCACAUCAGAGGAGGGUGUUUUGGCCAGAGAAGGCCUGGUUAAACAUCUGAGUUAACAUGGAGAGAGGGAGGUGUAGUGGCACCAUUGUGCAGCAGGUGAUGAUGAGAAUGUCAUCAGACUGGCCACCAUUACACCACUGGCCAGACAGAGGUGCUGUGAUAUGCUGCCUGUGCAGAGGUAAACAACAGACAUUUACUGUGGGCUCUUUGAAUGGACCCCUCCUAACAGUUGACUGACAUUCACCCUGACGUUUCUGGACAGGGUGGAGGAGGGUUUGAGGCAACCUCAAAUCUAAGACGGCAGUUUGUUUUCAAUGGGAACCCGGUUUAAAAGAAAAAUGUAAAAAAGAAGCAGAAACCUCUGGAGUAUUUUUUUUUUGUCCCACAGUUUAUAACUGAUUGUUGCUGUCAAUGUUCUUCUUUGUUUUCUACAGCCAAAGAGACGCAGUGGCUGAAGCCAUAAGCAGGAUGGUGUUGUGGGAAAGGAAGGGGGGAGAUGAGAUGGGGACAAGGGGGGGGUUUAGGGUGACAUCCAUGACUGGAAACAGCCUUGACUUAGUAAUGUAAUCUGGUGGCUCUAGUCUACUGCCUGAAUUCUGUUGUCAUUAAUAUCUAAUGUUCUCACAUGACUACUUGCUCUCUUCAUGACCCGUAAUAUUCACCAACAAUUUGUAAUACGGUAUAGUGUACAUAGAUCACUGAGCAAUGUGAAGUAUCACUCUAAUAUGAUGGGCAUAUAAGGGAUGUUCUUUAUUACUGACUAAGGAAAUGAAAAUGGUCACUGGUGGGGGAACACCGAUGAGAGGUUGGGUGAAGCUCAUGUUUUAUUGGAAAUACUGUGGGGGGGGUCACACCCUCUUAGUGCCGUAGGGUUAAAGGUCAUGUUCCAAGUGGUAGUGGUUGUAUAUCGAAAUGACUUGCACUGAAAUCUGUACAUCAAGAUGCUGCUUUCGCAUCAUGUAACAAAUGUAUGAUUGUAGUAUACUGCAAUAAUUGUAUUUUUUUUGUUUCUAAAUUAUUUUCCAAAAUGCUCCUCAAAAUGUUUUUCCUCUUGUGUAAUUUUUGCUCAAUGUAAAUAAAAUUGCUGUAGUUAACCCCAAUAACAUUCUAGAGGUUUGUUGCUACUGUAAAAAAAAUAUAACUGAAGGAAAAGAAUACUUUAUCAAGACAUUUUCUGAACUAUUAUCCUGUUUGGGAAGGAUUGGGUGAUGGGACUGCCCUGUAAGUGGUAGCAAUGGUAUGUCUUUUUUAAAUAUGAUGCGUCAGCAAAUAAAGAGUUUUGAGUUGCUA